GGUGAACUUUAUAUUUAGCACCGCUCAAGUUUCCAGAUGCCCAUUCAGAGCCAGCAGACGUACAGUAACACAACUCAUGAAAUCAUACGAGUCACUGGCACUAGAGAGAGAACACCUGCUGAACCCUGUCAGAAUCGAAUUAAGUGGCCACUGAAAGCAAGGUGACCCUAUUCUUGGAGAGAAACGGGCAAGAAAUUAUCAAUUCCUAACAUCUCACAUUGCUUGAUAGAAUAAUGGUUAUUAAAAGCUUUGAAACACGCAUUCAAGCAACAUGAUUUUAUCAUACCUGAUGUGUGAAUCGCGAUGACGAGGUGGAUUGCAAAACUGCAUACAAGAAAAGGGGGCAGAGGCAUUUUUUUGAAGGACGCCUUUAGAAGCAACAGAAAACAGGAAGAAGAUGGAUUUGACAUUUGCAAGCAAAUUCAACCGCUCUAAUGCUGGGUUUUUCUUUCCUCUAAAAAUUACCUGAAUAAGAGAUGGCUGCACACUUUUAUGUAAAUUAUAUUUCAUUGAUGGCUCCACCCCAUUUUUGAGUUCCUGCUGCAGGAGUCUAUGCCGUAUAUACACUGUACAGCUGUGAAGGAACCUGAACUGCUGACGUCUUCAGAACAGUGAGUUGUAAUGAAUGCAGAUUUUUCCAAAUGUCAUCAGAUUGUAUUGCCAUAAUGGAACAUUUAUUCUGGGCUCUAGUGGAAUUUCCAGACUACAUGUAGAAGACUAGAGAGUAGGAAAUAUCUGGCAUUUCUCAACGAAUGAUUGUGCAUGAUGAAACUUGUCAGCCGUAGACAAUCCUGAUGCAGAAAGUUUAGAUAAUAUGUGAAAGUCUGUAGAAGAAUGGCCGUGACACCACCUCCUGAAAUCACCAUAGCUGAGCCCAUUUCCAUUCCAAUCCUGAAUGUUCUCCCACCGUCAUCCGAUACGGAGUCGUGGUCCUGUUCCCCAAGCCCACGGCCUCAUCGGUACCACUCUCGCAGCCGAAACCAGGAGAAGAGAAGGGCCAAAGGGCCUGAAGAGGACAAAUCAAAGAAGCGUUGGGAUAAAGGGCAAGGGAAACAAGAAGAGAGGAGCAAAAGCCCAUCACAUGCAUCUCCAUCAUCUCCGAUGGUUUCUAAUGUUGAAGAGGAAGAGCAGAGCACCCCCCCUGUGCUUCUCCUACCCCCAUCCCGCUCAUGGUCACGGAGCUCCUCGUUAAACAGGCUCUCUCGCUGGUCUAUCCGUAGCCUUCUCAGCAAGGACUCGGAUUGUGACAGCAGCAGUACAGCCAGUAAUUCUCCACGCAGUACUCCCGGUAGCUCGCCCUACCUGCGCCGCCGUGUGCUGGGAGGCAGAGCCAGCGAAGGGGAGACAGGCGGGGACAGAAGCGCUGGGGGUUCAGAGAGCCCCCUGCUUCCUACUCCCUCCUCAUCCACCUCCUCCUACCCGCUCUCGGCCCGACACUUCACCCGCAAUGCCAAGAAAAUGCAGAGCUGGUAUAAUGUUCUCAGCCCAACAUACAAACAGAGGAAUGAAGACUUUCGUAAACUCUUUAAAAAGCUUCCUGAUACAGAGCGUCUCAUAGUGGACUACUCAUGUGCACUGCAGAGAGACAUUCUGCUCCAGGGACGCCUCUACCUGUCGGAGAACUGGCUCUGCUUCUAUAGUAAUAUCUUUCGAUGGGAGACUACGAUAACCAUACUGCUGAAAGAUGUGACCAGUCUGACCAAGGAGAAGACGGCCAAGCUCAUCCCCAACGCCAUCCAAAUUAGCACUGAACACGAGAAGCACUUCUUUACAUCAUUUGGGGCGAGGGAUCGCAGCUUCAUGAUGAUCUUCAGACUAUGGCAGAAUGCACUGAUGGAUAAGACUCUGUCUCCAAAAGAGCUUUGGCACAUCGUUCACCAGUGUUACGGCACUGAGCUGGGGCUCACUAGUGAAGAUGAUGACUAUGUCUCCCCUACUGCUGAACAUAUGAACGGCCUGCUGCCAGGCGAUGAGCCGGUCUCCGUCACUGACCUGCUGGAUCUGGGUUCAGUGCCUGUGGCUCCGGUAGCCUCCUCUCCACCCUCAUCUGCCUCCGUUCUUCCCUGCGCUUUAGGAUCUUCACCUCCAUGCUUCUCUUCCACUUCCUGCCUGCCUGUGGAGGUGCCAUCUACCCGGGCCAGCAUCGAACCUGAGCCCAGUCCACCCAGCUCCCAAAGCUCAUUGCCACCCUCUACAAACACUGGAGCUGCCCCGUCCUCAACCAUUAUGGAAGAAGACGGGGACAGCCAGUCAGAAUCGGUCAAUCAGUCACUUCAGUCUCUUCCCACUGUCCCACACAGCCUGGGAAACCUCUCGUCACUGGAUAUCACCAAUGAUGAAGAGCUCCCAACUGACCCCAGCAACUCCUCUGACACUCAGGAAGAGAGUGAGGUGGAGUCCUUCUGUACGGAUCUCAGAGGCCGGCUGCAUAUCAACACAGUGGUUCGCAUGAGCGUGGACAAGCUCCACGACCUUCUGUUCUCAGACACUCACUUCAUACAGCACCUCUUCUCACAGCGUCACUUCACUGAUCUCUCUGUGCACGAGUGGCAGCAGGACAGCAGCAGUGGGAACAGCAGUAGAGUUUUGAGUUACACCAUCGCCAUCAACAACCCACUGGGCCCAAAAACUGCUCCUGUGGUGGAAACACAGACUCUCCACAAGAGCAGCACCCGGGGGGAGUGUUACGUGGUGGACUCGGAGGUCAUAACCUCAGGCAUUCCCUACCAGGACUACUUCUACACAUUACACAGAUACUGCCUCACCUCUGUCAACAAGCACAAGAGCCGCCUCAGGGUCUCGUCUGAUAUCUGCUACAGGAAGCAGCCGUGGAGUCUUGUGAAAGCUCUGAUAGAGAAGAACACUUGGAGCGGCAUUGAAGAGUAUUACAGACACAUGGAGAUGGAGGUGUGUAAGCUGGAAACGCUGUUGCAGUCAGAUGUUUCUGUUGUGAGCCCUGGGGACAUGCCAUCUGCGGACUCCGCCAAGACUCCCCCCGGCCUGCGCAGACGCAAACGCAACUGUCCCAGACGAGCAGGAGAGCGGGAGAGAGAACGGGACGGAGCGGGAGGAGGAGGCGGGGAGCGGGGCGACCGAGGAAUUGGAGAUGAGCGUGAAAGGGGGGAAGCUGGUGCUCAGUAUGUGAAAUUAGGGAUGAGGUGGCGCGGAUCCGGCAACAACAACAAUAGCAUCUCCACCAUCCUGCUCAUUGUGAGCUUCAUUCUGGUCGUUCUGGUGGCUCUGAACAUGAUGCUCUUCUACAAACUCUGGGCGCUUGAGCGGGCCGCGCACACACUGGAGACUUGGCACUCGUACUCUUUAACUGACAGUCCUCUGCCGCAGACAGCAGGAGAAUGGGCGCAGGUCCUGCAGCUCCAGAGGCAGUUCCACCAGGCCCAGAUGAACAAAUGGCAGCAGAUCCUACAAUCUUCUGUUACACUUCUGGAUCAGAUGAAACAGUCUCUGGAGAAGCUCCACAGAGGAAUGAUCCCACCUGAGGUGCAGGAGGAGUCUGAAUCAGAACCAGAAACUCUGAUGGAUCAGUGAGAGCGUACGGUAACCCCUUCACCCUACCGUGACAUUACAUAGCCGUCCACGAGGGGCCAAAUCACAGAAGGGACACGGUGUUCAACUCAGUGACAUUAAUGUUGGGAUUGAUGUGAGUAUCUUCUAGCUCACCCUUGUGUCUCAGCAGCAGCUACAGGACUUUAUACUAGCUGUAGAAAACACAUCCAACUCUUUUAUCAAUCAUAAAACCGUGAACUCUGGGUCUGAAGCAAUAAUAACACAUGUACGGGAGCGUCUGUGACUUACAGCUGUGCUGCAUCUUGAGCCGUUUGGUCCGUACUGAAUUUCAUCAUGGACCUUUCAAUAAAGAGGAAAGAUCCGCUAAAGAUUUUAAAGAGGGAACCUCCGACUGUCAUUUCACGAAUGUUAUUUUUAUGUCAUCAUGGGAGAGAAAUGUACGGUUUUUUCUUAAGUUUCUGUACUGAUUUCAGAACUGUUACUGAAACUCGUUUAAAGUGUGUCAGACCAUUUCAGUAUUUAUUUAAUAGACUUGAAUUAAAGUUUAACGUCAUUGUGUUUCUGCUCAAACAAGGACCAGUGUAGAAAUGGGUGGAACGAGUGAUAUGAAUAUGAAUUCCCAUUUUAGCAAUAAUCAUGUGGAAAAAUUGUAAUGGACAAUUAAAAUCUAUAAGAAAGAAUGUAAAGAGUCAAACUUUUACUUAGGGUAGAGUACCAGAGUGAAGAAUGUUUUACAAAUUUUAACCAUUUCUUCUUUCUCCCUAAUGUUUUAGUUGUUAUUUUUGUUUUAAAUCCCUGUGUAUUUAUGACUUGGGAGUGAAAGGAGCUGGUUUGUGUAGUUGAGGUGUCGAGAAACUUGUCGAGUUUCACUGGAAUCAAACUUGAACUGUUCAGGGUCACUAUUAGCUUGAGCAGCUGAUGUGCACACAGAUCUUCUCAGAACCUCAGUCGUUCCUCAGGCUGGAUGUUUGGGACCAACCAGAACUCAAGGUCAGGAGGCCUUUUAUUUCUUUUUCUUUCUUUUUUUUUGCAGUGUGGUAUUUUUAUGACAAUUAAGCACCCCUCAUCAUUUUUUUUUUAUUUUUAUUCAAUAAUUUUUGGUCUAUGGCUUUGGUCUAUUGUCCUGUGCAGACAAUUCUUUUACAUUAAAAUAAGCAAUGCAAAACCAUAAACAAAUUCUAUCAAAUACUGUAUAAAUAAUUUAUUAAUUAUCCUCAGUAAUGGGAAUUGAAAUAAAACCAAUGUCACAAUUCAAAAAAAAAAAAAAAAAAAAAAAGGAUUGAUUUAAAUGUGAAGUACGAUGUGCAUGUUCUAGGUGAGAUUCACCUAGAUGCUAUGAGUUGGAUUUUUUUUUGUCCUUUUGUUUCUUUAUUUUCAUUUGGACUGUCUGUUACUGAUUUUUUUAUCCUUUUAUUUCUUUAGUUUCAUUUGGACUGUCUGUUACUGAUGUCCCCUGUCCAGCCAUUUCAUUUCUGUCUCUGUAUUUGUGAUCUCUCGCUCCUCUGAGUGUGUUAUCAGAGUGUGUCUGUCUGUCUGUCUGUCUGCGGGCGCUGCUGUGCAAAGCCCUUGCUCUGAGUGAUGAAAGUGUGUGCUAUUUAUUCGGGUCAGGAAGGGAGAGAGUGAAGGUGGCAUGUAUUGUAUAGACACAAUUGUAAAGAUGACUUGCGACGGUCACAAAUGUAUAAUAAAAAAAGCCAAAACUGUAA
Carassius gibelio (silver crucian carp) is the source of this 5231-nucleotide messenger RNA. RefSeq names its product protein Aster-A. The record is from RefSeq and is a predicted model, not a curated record. The coding region runs from base 835 to 3546 and encodes 903 amino acids. Gene Ontology annotation, molecular function: sterol binding; sterol transfer activity. Gene Ontology annotation, biological process: intracellular sterol transport. Lineage: Eukaryota; Metazoa; Chordata; Actinopteri; Cypriniformes; Cyprinidae. The transcript is spliced from 21 exons. Gene Ontology annotation, cellular component: plasma membrane; endoplasmic reticulum membrane; endoplasmic reticulum-plasma membrane contact site.